GGCGCUGGAGCUGCGGGAGCGGGAGGCAGCAACAGAUGAAGCGGCGGGGCCCGCUGGCUCCUCUCCGCCACCCGGCCCCGCUGCCCGCGGGCCGCCGCCGCCCUUAGCGCCAUGUCCGCGUCCCGGCGGGCGGCGGGCGGCGAGGCGGGCGGGGGGCAGCCCAUCGUCUGGCGGAACGUGGUGCUGAUGGGGCUGCUGCACCUCGGCGCCGUCUACGCGCUCAGCCUGGUGCCGCGGGCGCAGCCGCUCACCCUGCUGUGGGCUUAUUUCUGCUUCCUGCUGACCGCCCUGGGCGUGACGGCCGGCGCGCAUCGCCUGUGGAGCCACCGCUCCUACAAAGCCAAGCUGCCCUUGCGGAUCUUCCUGGCUGCAGCUAACUCCAUGGCUUUCCAGAAUGACAUCUACGAGUGGAGCAGAGACCACCGUGUGCACCACAAGUACUCGGAGACGGACGCGGACCCGCACAACGCCCGGCGCGGCUUCUUCUUCUCCCACAUCGGGUGGCUCUUCGUGCGCAAGCACCGCGACGUCAUCGAGAAGGGCAGGAAACUGGACUUCACCGACCUCCUGGAUGACCCUGUCGUCAGGUUCCAAAGAAAGUACUAUAAGAGUUCAGUGGUGCUGAUGUGCUUUGUCAUCCCUACCUUUGUGCCGUGGUACCUCUGGGGCGAGAGCCUGUGGAAUGCCUACUUCCUUGCCUCCAUCCUCCGCUACACCGUCUCCCUCAACGUCACCUGGCUGGUCAACAGCGCCGCUCACAUGUACGGCAACCGCCCCUACGACAAGUACAUCAACCCCAGGCAGAACACCUUUGUCACUCUGGGAGCCAUUGGUGAGGGUUUCCACAACUACCACCACACCUUCCCGUUCGACUACUCGGCCAGCGAGCUGGGCCUGAAGUUCAACCCCACCACGUGGUUCAUUGACUUCAUGUUUUGGUUGGGGCUGGUCACUGACCGCAAGCAGGCUCCCAAGGAGAUGAUCCAGGCUCGCAAGGAGAGGACUGGAGAUGGCAGUGCUUGAGAAGUCACGUUUUGCUGGGCCACUGCUGUCACACGGGUGGGGGGGUGGGGGGGUGAGUGUGCACCCCCGUGCCUCGGGUGGAUUUCUUUUCCUGUAGGUAUGGAUUUUUCAGAUCAGUUGGGCUGAAUUAAUUCCCCGGGAGCAGGUUCAGCCCCAGCUUUUUUUUUCCUUGACUGGCUGUCUUACGUCCAAACUUCAGUGUGAAAACGUUACGUAUUAUUUAAUGUUAUAGUUAAACAGGAGAGAGAUUUGAGUUUAGUCACUGUAGUUCGUGUCUGAAAUACAUUGUAAUUUGCUUGUUCAUGGUAGUCCUUGGAGGAGAUAACUAUCCUUUCCUGCAGUUGGGGGAGAUUUUUGUUUCUGCUCUUCAUCACAUAUGCUUCUGAGACAUAUCUCUCCGAGGGGAUGGGACAGGCCCCAAUGUGCUCUUUCAGCUACAGGCUCAUGGGAAGAGCACUGAUGAAAACCAGGAUGUCCAUGGGGGGAAAAAAAAAAUCAGCCUAAAUGUAUGGAGACCUUAGUUUCAAAACCUGUGUUCUUUUUGUUAGCCCUGUUAGCCAGCCCCGUGCUCUGCUGUCUUUGCUAAAUAUGAAAACCAUUUAUUGCUGAGCAGGCUUUUGUGUUGAAGAUUAGUCUCUAUACAGGCCAAAAUACCAGCUGAUGCUGUGUUGAGAUGACUCCUUUGUUGUCGCAUAUACAUUGUAAUUUGUAAAGGUAGACAGCUCAACCAUGUCUUUCAGCCAAAUCCAGCUUCAGUGUUUGGAGACCUGAGUUCCUAUUCUAAGUGGUCAUGGCCAUUGAUGCAUGCAUGUUUUCAGCUCCUUUUGCACAAGAAGCCUCUUAAUUUCUUCUUCUGCCUUUGACUAGCGGGGUCUGUAGAAGACUGACCUUGAUCUAAGUCAAAGUCUCUACUAAUAUUUCAGCUGCAUGCAACAUCCAUUGGUUUCUGAGCAAAAUGUGAAGACAGUUACGUAGCUUCUGAAUUUUAACAGUUGCCUUGUUUAAAAAAAAAAAAUAAUAAUAAAAAAUUUAAAAAGCUUUUAAAAAAAAGAAAAAAGAAAAAAAAAAAAGGCAUGUGGAAUUAAUGGCACGUAGAGCCCUUUGUGUUAGGUGCUCGCCAGUGCAGGAGGGAGGCUUUGUGCUGUCAGCACUGGAGCACUUUUGAAGGUAGAGGGCGUGAUUUUCCAUUUUCCAAAGGUCACCGCCUUGCCCCUUGGACAGGGAGCGCCCAUUUUCCAGCUGCACGGCCCCACACCCUGAGCAAGGCAGGGAUCUCAAGAGAACUGAAACUCAGGCCCAGGUAUUUUCAGGAAAGAUGUAGAACUGGAAAAAAAAAAAAAAGAAAAAAAGAAAAAAAAGAAAACAAGUUUGGUUUUCGUUCGUUUCCUGGUUUGUUUGGUUUUUUUUAAUGAUGCCAUAUGAUAUUAAAAGAGUUGUCUUUAUUCUGUAUUUCAUCCAGCAGGUGUUCUAACAGUGUUACUUUGCCAUUAAUGAUGUGUAAACUCUUGAGUGAUUUACAAUAAACAGUUAUGAGUUA
Molecule: messenger RNA, 2560 nt
Organism: Apus apus (common swift)
Lineage: Eukaryota; Metazoa; Chordata; Aves; Apodiformes; Apodidae
Gene: SCD5
Product: stearoyl-CoA desaturase 5
Exons: 5
Coding region: 112-1023 (303 amino acids)
Biological process (GO): lipid metabolic process
Molecular function (GO): oxidoreductase activity, acting on paired donors, with oxidation of a pair of donors resulting in the reduction of molecular oxygen to two molecules of water
Source: RefSeq, a predicted model, not a curated record